This is a messenger RNA of Theileria equi strain WA, 756 nucleotides long. RefSeq lists its product as hypothetical. The coding region runs from base 1 to 756 and encodes 251 amino acids. Gene Ontology annotation, molecular function: GTP binding. The record is from RefSeq and is a predicted model, not a curated record. Lineage: Eukaryota; Apicomplexa; Aconoidasida; Piroplasmida; Theileriidae. The transcript is spliced from 5 exons.
AUGUCAGACUCCAACGUAGGUGUAUAUCGCGAAUAUGACGCUCUGCAGGUGUCCUACUCCAAGAAGUUGUUCGCAAAAAAGGUUUCGUCAAAUCCCGUCUACGUCGCGGAUACCAUUGACAGCUAUCCAGUGAAAAAGAUCCCUCAGGUCGCCUUUGUUGGAUACUCCAAUGUUGGAAAGUCGAGUCUACUCAACACACUUUUAUACGGAGCGCCGGUACCUAGUUUCGCCAAGGGAGUUGUCUCAAACGCCAAGAUGCUCAAGGACCCAAAAUUUGCGCCGGUGUCCAGUAUUCCGGGACGCACUCGCCAUCUCUUUACCUUUGAUCUUGGAGGCGAUUUGUCGCUGGUAGACCUUCCUGGCUAUGGCGAGGCGCGAGUUCCAAACGAGAUGAGAAACGAGUGGUCUCUACUGGUCAACAAGUACCUGACUAGAGCUCACAAUUUGCAUCGCGUACUCUCGCUCGUGGAUUCUCGCAAAGGGCCGGUCGUGGAGGAUUUCAAGCUGUGGGACAUGCUGCAAGAGAUGGAAAUACCGUUCCAGGUGAUACUCACAAAGUGUGAAGGGUUAAAGCCCAUUGAAUUGCACAUGCUCUACUCAAAGGUGAUUGAGAUUCUCAAGGGGUUUAGCCAAGCAGAGCAUUACGUCCACGCAACAUCUGCAAGAAGGAAUUUAGGCAUACAGGAAUUACGCCUAUCCAUAUCGCACAUUGUCUUUAGCAGGCUACAAAGGAGCUACAUUACAGAGGAAUCCUAA